CUUAAGCCUGGCCACCUGCCGGGGACACUUGUGGUUGGUUGUUGCCCUCGGGUCGUUUCCGGGCGGGCGGAGACAGGAAUCCAGCCAUGGGAGAUACUGUGGGGACUCGCGAGCCCCGGACCCGUCCGAGAGAGCGAGACCCAGAGCGGCGCCCGCACCCGGACCGAGACCGCCACGUCGAGCGGCCCCGGGACCGAGCCAGGGACAGGCCCCGGGAGAGGAACGGGGACGUGAGAGGAAACGGGGACCGUCGGGCGGGCAGGGAACGGAGGACGGACCGAGACCCGCGCCAGGACAGACACAGGGACGCGGGCCAUCGUGCUGCUGAACAAAGAGCCUGGGAGAAGCCCCGCCAAAGCCGUGCGCGGCCCGAGCCCUGGGUACCCAGUUGGGACACAGCCCCGAUCCCCGGGCCCGCGCCCUGGGGGGCCCCGGAGCGGCCGCCGAAGCAGGGCCUCGGGCGCCGCGGGUUGGACAGUGAACUCGCUUCGGAGAGAUACGUGUCCGUGCACUCCCGGCCUGCACAACAGGAAGAGGAAUACUACCAAUCUGAAGCUGAGGGGCUCCUGGACUGCCACAAAUGCAGAUACUUGUGCUCAGGGAGAGCCUGCUGCCAGAUGCUGGAGGUUCUGCUGAACUUGCUGAUCUUGGCCUGCAGCUCUGUCUCUUACAAUUCCACGGGGGGCUACACGGGCAUCACCAGCCUGGGGGGGAUUUACUACUACCAGUACGGAGGGGCUUAUAGUGGCUUCAGUGGUGCCGACGGGGAGAAAGCCCAGCAGCUGGACGUGCAGUUCUAUCAGCUCAAGCUGCCCACGGUCACUGCAGCAAUGGCCUACAGCGGAGCCCUCAUGACCUUCUCCUGUCUCCUCAUCCUCGGGGGUGUCCUGCGGGUCCCAUGGCACUGUCCGCUGUGGCUGGUGAUUGAGGGCUUGAUGGACGUGCUCAUCGCCGGGGCAUACAUCCCGGCCUUGUGCUUCUUCUUCCAACGCCUCUCUGAUGCCUACAGCUCGGAUGUGUGCAAGGAGAGGGAGACCCUGUACCAGAGUAAAGGCUACAGCGGCUUCAGCUGCAGCGUCCAUGGGGGAGACAUAGGAACGGGAGUGUUUGCAGCCAUGGGCAUUGUGGUCUUUGCCGUGGGAGCUGUCCUGGCCUUUAGGGGCUACCGAAAAGUCAAGAAGCUGAAGGAGAAGCCCUCAGAGAUGCUUGAGUUUUAGACUUCUAGAAUGUUCUGCUGAGUGUACACGACAGAAGCCGCUUUCAACCAUAAUCUUUCACGAGAAUUCUUUGAUGUGGAAUUCACUAAUGCUUCCAAAGUACCAAGCCAGUGUAGGUAUGCUGGGCGAGCUCCUGGUUGCCUGGAGCAGUGUUUCUCUGGUUUCUGGAAUCUUCUGUGGAUGUGGAACUAACCAAAAAUAUACCAAAACCGAGAGCCAGACAUGGUGGUACAGGCCUGUAAUCUUAUAAUCCCAGCACUUAAGGCUGAGGCAAGAGAAUCUUGAGUCCAAGACUCGUCUGUGCCAAAUACCAAGACCAGAUAGAGAAGGAGCUAGGAGAGGCCAGGACCCACAGGGGGAAGACAGGGUACACUCCAUGAUCAGGGCAGGGGCCAUUGCACUAGAAGCUUAUCUUUAGAGUUCAUGGAAAGCUACAUUGACAGAAGACAGCUCAGCCUGAACUGUCUGUUCUAAACCCGGCUCUCUUCAGUAGAUGCACCAGGUAUCUCCAUACUGAGUAUCUGGUCCCUGCAUUCCUUCAACUCGGUGGAUUCUGGGGACACUUCCCCAGAAAAGCUUAAGUGUGAGGGCGUAGCAUAAAGAAAAGAGAAUCAGAUUAAAUUCACUGAGCUGCAAAGAAACCAUUCUCCAGGCCCCUCACAGCGGCCCAGAGCCCUCAAUGAGCAUUUGUACCUCUCGUAAAUGUGCCAUUGUAUGAAGAAUCCAACCCCAGAGCUGGUAUUCAGGAUCUACCCAAAAGAAAAGAAUGUAAAGUCUUUUUCUCAGCAGAAGAAUGUUACUUUUGGCCAGAUAACUCCAUGGACUGGAUGGACUAUGUGAAUUACAGCUUGGGAUCAUUACAGUAUUUUCUGGUACAAGUGACUAUGUUCUUUGAUGAGAAUCCAAGCAUUUCAAAGAAAAAGUUUAAUUUGGAGGCAGCGGUUUUCUUUAUGUUCAUAAUACACUGUUCACUUAAAUGCCAUUGAUCGACUUAGAAGACUUUGGGUUUAGGGACAGAAUCACAUACCUCUGUAGUCCAUGAAUACCAUAAGAUUUUGCUCAAAGAAAGAUUUUUAUUUUUCAUUCUAUAGAUAUUGUGACUGCACAUAUUCAUUUUAUUUUCACAAAA
Peromyscus leucopus (white-footed mouse) is the source of this 2346-nucleotide messenger RNA. It is a transcript of the gene Marveld3, whose product is annotated as MARVEL domain containing 3. Gene Ontology annotation, cellular component: membrane. The record is from RefSeq and is a predicted model, not a curated record. The transcript is spliced from 3 exons. The coding region runs from base 87 to 1217 and encodes 376 amino acids. Lineage: Eukaryota; Metazoa; Chordata; Mammalia; Rodentia; Cricetidae.